Molecule: messenger RNA, 2826 nt
Organism: Exaiptasia diaphana
Lineage: Eukaryota; Metazoa; Cnidaria; Anthozoa; Actiniaria; Aiptasiidae
Product: nuclear valosin-containing protein-like
Exons: 21
Coding region: 117-2747 (876 amino acids)
Biological process (GO): ribosome biogenesis
Cellular component (GO): nucleus
Molecular function (GO): ATP binding; ATP hydrolysis activity; preribosome binding
Source: RefSeq, a predicted model, not a curated record
UGGCGUCCAAGAGAGGUCUCUAAAAUGSCUAUGAAAUAUUCUCAAAAUAUCGAUUAACGGKCAUAAAAACUAGAGAAACAGAAGCCUUUUUUGCUCGAGGAUUAAUUUAGAUUGCAAUGCGUGGAACGAACGGCAAGGGAAAGGCCACGAGGAAGUUUGAUUCGCCGUCCAAUGGCAGAAGAUCUUCACAGAAAGGAGUUUAUAUCAUGGAUAAAACGCUGGUUCCUCGAUUAAAGCAAUACCUCAGUCAGUUUAGAAAGGGUUAUGUUCCUGAUCUGGAGGAAAUGACAUCACAUCUGCAGUCAAGAUAUAGUGACUACAGUAGGAARAAAAGAAAUAUAUUUAAGUCAUCAGUUCAAAAAGCCUAUCAAGCAAUCAGUAAGAGGGACAGUGAAGAUUUGUAUCUUCAAAAACUGGAAGAAAAAUUCCUUCAAGGGAAAGAAAAGCCAGACUUCUUAGAUAAUAAUAUGCAAGAAGAGAUCAUUAGAAGUGACGAAGACACCAGUGAUAGCGAAGCUUCCUUGACAGAAAAACCAUUGAUUGAGCUGCAAGGGAACAAUUUAAUGAACCAAUCAAUGCAGUCGAUGUAUAAGCUAUCAACGUCAAGACCAUCUUCAGAGGCAGAGGAUAACACUCAAACUAAUAAUGUAAUUGAACAAGAUGAUUUGAAGGAAAAAGAAUCAGGUUUGAGGCAAACUGAUGCAGUGUCUUCUACACUAAUUGGUGGGAGUGUUGAAGGUCAAGUGACAACUAGAACAGAUCUACUUGUAGAGGAAAACAAGACUGAAUUGGAUAUUCAGAAAUCUUCAGAGUCGCAAUCAAAUAAAAGAAAAAUAAUUGACGUUGAAGAAAAAUCAGAUUCAACAGACAAUCCAAGGAAAUCAAAGAAGAAGAGAAAAAGACAAGAAAACAAYRACAGUAUACAAGAAGAAGAAAGCAAGUUUUCAGCGACUGUAUCAACUGUCAAGUUUUCUGACAUAGGAGGCUGUGAGGACACAAUUGARCAAGUYUGUAAGAUGCUGAUUCAUAUGCAACAUCCAGAGGUGUUCUCAACACUUGGUAUAACUCCUCCCAGGGGAUUYCUUUUGCAYGGGCCUCCAGGAUGUGGCAAGACUUUGUUAGCACAUGCUAUAGCUGGGGAACUUGAGUUGCCUUUUCUAAAGCUGGCAGCAACUGAAAUUGUGUCUGGAGUUUCAGGAGAAUCUGAAGAGAAAGUUAGAGAACUUUUUAACAAUGCUGUGGCUCAAGCACCAUGUGUUGUAUUUAUUGAUGAGAUUGAUGCAAUCACGCCAAAAAGAGAAACAGCCUCCAAGGACAUGGAAAGAAGAAUUGUCUCCCAGUUGUUAACAUGUAUGGAUGAUUUGAACAACAACCCUUCUGCUCAGGUUCUUGUAGUUGGUGCAACAAACAGGCCUGACUCUCUUGACCCAGCAUUGAGAAGAGCAGGACGCUUUGACAGAGAGAUUUCUCUGGGAAUCCCUGACCAGAAAGCAAGAGAAAGGGUUUUACAGGUACUGUGUAAGCAGCUCAAGCUAUGUGAUGAUUGUAGUUUUUCCACCAUUGCAUGUCUAACUCCAGGAUUUGUUGGAGCUGAUCUCAUGGCUUUGACCAGAGAAGCAGCAAUGGUAGCUGUUAACAGGGUUUUCAAGGAUUUAGAGGAUAAAGCAAAACAAGAAGAAAAUUCUUCAACAAAUAGCAGCAAUCAAACUUGGGAUAAUGAUCAAAUCUCACAGAGUUUUCAUGUGAUGGAAUGGUUGAAGAAUCAACCCCCUCUAACAGAUGAACAACUAGCAGUACUAUCCAUUUCAUUGGAUGAUUUCAAAGCAGCCUUACAUACAGUCCAGCCAUCUGCCAAAAGAGAAGGUUUUGCUACGAUACCYGAUGUGACAUGGGAUGAUGUKGGAGCACUCAAAGAUGUUCGAGAAGAAUUGACAAUGGCUAUACUGGCUCCAGUUCGACAUCCUGAGGAAUUCUCAGCUCUUGGUCUAUCUCACCCCCCUGGAAUCCUGCUGGCAGGACCCCCUGGAUGUGGAAAGACCUUAUUAGCAAAGGCCAUUGCAAAUGAAUCGGGAAUCAACUUUAUAUCAGUAAAAGGACCAGAGCUUUUGAAUAUGUAUGUUGGAGAAAGCGAGCGUGCCGUAAGACAAGUUUUCCAACGUGCAAGAAAUUCAUCGCCUUGUGUCAUAUUCUUCGAUGAACUUGAUGCACUGUGUCCCAGAAGAGCUGGCAGUUCUGAGUCAGGGGUAAGUGUACGUGUGGUCAAUCAACUUCUAACAGAAAUGGAUGGUCUAGAGGCAAGAAAACAGGUUUUCAUUAUGGCUGCGACAAACCGACCAGACAUCAUUGACCCAGCUGUGUUGAGACCUGGUCGUUUGGAUAAAAUAUUGUAUGUUGGCUUGCCAAGUCCAGAUGACCGAAAAGACAUCUUAACCACAAUUACUAAGAAUGGUACAAAACCAUUACUGCUUCCAGAUGUUAACUUAGAAAAGAUUGCAAACAGUGARCACAGUUCUGGUUAUUCCGGAGCAGAUCUUUCUGCGUUAGUCAGGGAAGCAUCAAUGGCGGCUUUACGUGAAAGAAUUGAUGUGGCGUCUAUAGGUGUGCAGGAAACCGGUCCCUCGAAGCUCUCAGUCGUUGGGAUAGGGCAGAGGCACUUCGACRUUGCUUUCAGUAGAAUAAAACCGUCCGUGUCGAAAAAGGAUCACGCUAUUUACGAUCAGAUGAAGUCAUUUGCAGCAAAAUUAUGAUAAAAUGCCUUUGUUUCAUCUAUUGUAAUGCCAUAAGAACAAACAAUGAGUCAAUAAAUGUGGGAUUAUCUUGGAUAUA